This is a messenger RNA of Ornithorhynchus anatinus (platypus), 1768 nucleotides long. It is a transcript of the gene ATF5, whose product is annotated as activating transcription factor 5. Gene Ontology annotation, cellular component: nucleus. Gene Ontology annotation, biological process: regulation of transcription by RNA polymerase II. Bases 353 to 1174 code for a protein of 273 amino acids. Lineage: Eukaryota; Metazoa; Chordata; Mammalia; Monotremata; Ornithorhynchidae. The record is from RefSeq and is a predicted model, not a curated record. Gene Ontology annotation, molecular function: DNA-binding transcription activator activity, RNA polymerase II-specific; RNA polymerase II transcription regulatory region sequence-specific DNA binding. The transcript is spliced from 3 exons.
CUCCUCCUCCUCCUCCGCCGCCGCUAUAUGCCGCAUCCCCCCUGGGCCGCCUCAUUCUUUCUCGUCCGCCGCACUAGCUCCCACGCCCGGCCAUGGCCCUCUAGUCCGGUCCCCGCUCCCCCCGGCCCCGCUCGCCACGAUCGCGCUUGCCCCGCCGCCUCUCCCGCCCCUUUCCCUCAGCUGAGGCCGCCGCCGCCUCCUCUUCCCGCCGCCAUGGAGUCCUUCUCUUCCGCCACCGUGCCGCCUGCCACCCAGCCCACCAGAAGCCGCCGGGCCCGCCGCCCCUCAGCCGCAACCGCGUCCUCCUCCUACUCCUCCAGCCGCCGCCCCGGCCCAGGCCCCCCCCACCAGCAUGUCGCUCCUGGCGGCCCUGGGGCUGGAGCUGGAGCGCGUCCUGCUCCCAGCUAACGGCCUGGCCUGGCGGGCCGACCUGGCCAAGCUGCCGCCCCAGCUCCCCGGGGGCCACUAUGAGCUGCCGGGUGGGGGUCUGGAGGGGUCCGAGGGCCUGACAGGCGACUGUUACUGCGACUGGCUGACGGAGCGGGUGGACUUCGCCGCCUUCCUGCCCGAGCCAGCGGUCCCCUCCCCACCCCCACCCGACCUGGAGGCCAUGGCCAGCCUCCUGAAGAAGGAGCUGGAGCAGAUGGAGGACUACUUCCUGGACGAGACGCUGCCCCCGGACCAGGCGGCCCCCACCACCCCGCCCUCCCACGACCCGCCGGCCCCCGGCCCCUUCCCCUUCCCCGAGGCUCCCCUCGCCCUCGCCUUCCCCCACUUGGAGCCGCCUCCCGGCCCCGCCCUCGAGACCCUCGACUCGGGCUGCCUGGAGCUGCUGACCCUGUGGGGGGCGGCCGGGGGCGAGGGGCUGCCCGGCCCCCCGCCGCCCGCCCCGCGCCGGCCCCGCCCCGCCCCCUACGCCCCGGGCCCGCCGCCGGCCCCACCCAAGAGCGACCGCAAGCAGAAGAAACGGGAUCAGAACAAGACGGCGGCCCUCAGGUACCGGCAGCGCAAGCGGGCCGAGUUCGAGGCGCUGGACGACGAGUGCCAGGGCCUGGAGGCCCGCAACCGCGAGCUCAGGGAGAAGGCGGAUUCCAUCGAGCGGGAGAUCCAGUACGUCAAGGACUUGCUCAUUGAGGUGUAUAAAGCUCGCAGCCAGCGGCUCCGCAGCCCCUGAGGCGGGCGGGCUGGGGGGAGGCAGGGCCCGCUGCGGGGAGGGGCGGGGGGAGAGUAGAGCUAGCGCAGAGGGCAGGCCGAGCCCGGGGACCCGCACGACCCCCGCCUCCGUGCCCUGUCUUGUUACCCGGCCCCUGGGCCGGCUGAGGCGGGACCGGGGGACUUGGAAACCACAGCCAACUGGGGCCGGUAGGAGCUGGGGGAGGAGGACAGAUGGGGGCAACCGCUGCCCCCUCCGUCCCUCAGCUCCAGGGGGAAGAGGGGAGGAGGGGGAUUGAUGCCAACAAGAACCAGGUGUCGACUCGGGCCGAGGGAAGGGCAGGAGGACAGCUCUCCCGGUGGGGGGGGGGGGGGGGGUCGAUAGGGUAGUGAUAUGGAACCAACUUAGGCUAGCCCGAGGGGAGGGGGACUUGUUUCAGCUCCUAAGAUCGGGGGGUAGGGUGGAGUAGGGGGUCGGGGGUGAUGGGAACCAAUAGCCCAUAGUGCCCAGAUAACCAGUGCCCAGGGGAGGGGGACUGGAAGGGUAGGGUGAGGGGACUGGAGUGGUGUAAUAAAAAACCAAAAAUUAAAAAGGUCUGAGCAGUGUGUGUUUGGG